ACAGGCGCGCGCUACGGUAAACGAGCGAGAGCGAGCGGCGGCGGACGCACGGCGCGUCCACUUACUCAAUGCUAUUUUACAUGACAUUAUUCAACUUUUCAUUCAUAUCGCUGAAUUACUGAUUUUCCCGUGCGCUCUGAUUGACAAGCUUGCUUUAUUGGUUAAGUGCAUCUUUGCUUCUUGCGGUGCAUUUUUGUUUGGGUUUUUUUUUUUUUUUUUUUUGGAUGGAAGCUGUGAUGUGCAGGUGAUGCGAGAUCCUGUUGAAUUGAGACACGGCGAGACGCAGCCCCAAAGUGGCAAGAUCAUGUUGGAUGCAAAUAAACUCGACUCUUGAGGAUGACAUGUUCUCUUGCUACGUGCGUCGUGUGGGUUUUGGAUGCCCAGAGCAGGCGGGGAUUUUUGGGCAAACCUGGGAUUUACAUCCUCACCUAGCUCCGGCUUACUGUGUUGGAGGUGGAAGCUAAGCAAAUAUUCUCCGGUCUUUUCUCAUCUGUCGCUGGCGUCAAAAUAAUUCCGUGAUUCAUUCGUAGCCAGUGGAGGGGCAGAGGACAGAACAGCACCCCACCACCAUCUCUACCUCCACCUCCAACUCCACCACACACCCUCUUCCCUCAACCCAAAGAUUGCAACCACGGAUCACUAACAGAACUCAAAGUCGCUUCUUCCUACAAGUAAAACACCUCAGGUGGCGGUGAAAGGCGAAGACAUCAUUUACUCUUUUAAUAAUCUUAUGGAGGACUCUAAGGACCCCCUGUGGUUUUGGACACCGAUGCAACGCUAUAAACAAAGGGUUCCUUAACCUUUACGCACCUGGACUCGAUGAUAUUAUCGGACCUAUAUUAAAAGCUUAUGGACUCAGUUUACUGAUUUCAUUGAAUGUUGCAUGACCAUAAAAUGAUAUUGUAAUCACCGUGCAUGUUGUGAGGAUUUUUUUUUUUUUUUGCCUCAGUGGACUUACAUUUUCCAAAAGCCUCAUUGUGGCAUUCCAAGUGCAUUUAUGGACAUUGCUGCACCCAGUUGAAGUCUUGACAAAAAACUGUAUUUAACUAUACGGUUAAAAACUACGCACCAAAAUGGAGUUUGCUAUGGUCGGAGCAGAUAGUAGCGGGUGCAACCCUCACGUGCCGUAUGGAUAUGCCCAAGCUCGAGCCAGGGAGAGAGAGCGCGAAAGAGAAAGACAGUCACGCGCGGCGGCAGUAGCAGCUGCGGCGUCCGAGGCCGGGACUGCUGGAGAUGGAGGAAGCAGUGGCGGUGGUGUAGGUAGUUCGUGCACCCACCCUUACGGUCAGCCAUAUCAGACUCGCACCGCCUCCUCUACUAAUGCCAACCAUGGAAGCGGAGGGACUGCCUCGCGCUCCUCCUCCUCCACUCAGCAGGCGCAACAGCAGCACGAGCCACAGCAGCAACUUCUGAGAGAGCGCAAAAAGCAGAGAGGAGUCGCGCGCUGGAGGCGGCACCGCGCGGCUCUCGGAGGGGACCUGCGCCACUCUGAGUUGGCGCUUCUCGGAUCCGAGGAGGACGUUAUGAUAGAAGAGGACGAAGAGGCCGAGGGCGACGAAGAAGACGAAGACGGGGGGAGCAGAGCAUCGAGUUUUGUCUAUAACAUGGACGACGAAGAGACAGCGUCUCUCACGGACAGACGUCCACAGUCCGGAUACGAGAACGUUUACAGUGAGUACGGCUGCUGCGAGAGAGUGGUGAUAAACGUGUCCGGUCUGAAGUUUGAAACUCAGCUCAAGACUCUUGCCCAGUUUCCCGACACACUCUUAGGGGACCCCGCAAAACGGAUCAGGUACUUCGACCCGCUGCGCAACGAGUACUUUUUUGACAGGAAUCGACCUAGUUUCGACGCCAUUCUGUAUUUCUAUCAGUCAGGAGGACGAUUAAAGAGACCGGCCAAUGUACCGUUUGACAUCUUUUCCGAGGAAGUCAAAUUCUACGAACUUGGCGAUGAAGCCAUGAUGAAGUUCCGCGAGGACGAGGGCUUCGUAAAAGAGGCAGAAAAACCGUUACCAGAGGAUGAAUUUAAGCGGCAGAUUUGGCUCUUGUUUGAGUAUCCCGAGAGCUCAAGUCCUGCUAGAGGCAUCGCCGUUGUGUCUGUUUUGGUUAUCGUCAUAUCAAUAGUUAUAUUUUGUUUGGAAACGUUACCAGAAUUCAGGGACGACAAAGAUUUCCUUAGCCCAGGUAAAAACGUGACGCAUACAGACAACGGAUUUACACCCUUCAACGACCCGUUUUUCAUUGUGGAGACCGUAUGCAUUAUCUGGUUCUCAUUUGAGAUCAUUGUGCGCUUUUUUGCCAGUCCGAGCAAAGCCUCUUUCUUCAAAAACAUAAUGAACACUAUAGACAUUGUCUCCAUUAUGCCUUAUUUCAUAACUCUGGGCACGGACCUCGCACAGCAGCAAGGCAACGGGCAGCAGGCCAUGAGUUUUGCCAUCCUGAGAAUAAUCAGACUGGUCAGGGUUUUCCGCAUCUUCAAGCUCUCCCGACACUCCAAAGGACUCCAAAUUCUCGGGCACACCUUGCGCGCGAGCAUGCGCGAGUUGGCGUUGCUCAUUUUCUUCCUCGUUAUUGGGGUGGUGCUCUUCUCUAGCGCCGUGUACUUCGCUGAGGCGGAUGAGCCCAAGUCACAGUUCACGAGCAUCCCGGACGCUUUCUGGUGGGCCGUAGUUACUAUGACGACUGUAGGCUAUGGUGACAUGAAACCCAUAACAGUUGGAGGGAAGAUAGUGGGCUCGCUGUGUGCCAUCGCCGGCGUCCUCACCAUCGCUCUCCCGGUGCCCGUAAUCGUCUCCAACUUUAAUUACUUCUACCACCGGGAGACUGAUAAUGAGGACCAGUCUCCUGCCGUUGAAUACCCGCCCCCGGGAUGUCCGUAUUUUCCGGAUUUCCUGAAAAAGUUCAAAGGAUCUCCGUCUGGAUCUUCACUUGGCGACAAAGCUGCCGAGUACAUGGAAAUGGAAGAAGGCGUCACGGAGUCACUUUGCGGCAUAGACAAACAGAGCCCAAGUAGAGGGAACGGCACGGACAUUAGCAGGAGAAACAGCACACAUUCAAGAAGCAUACAGACAGAUGUAUGAUUAAAAUGAUCAAAUUGAUGACUUUCUAUGGAGGGUUUGGUGAAGAUGAUUGCACAAUUCACUUAUCAGCACACAUGCACGCCCAAGUGCGCAAGUUGCGAGCUUGGACGCACACCCCCAAAAAAACGCGCGUAUAAACAGACAUGCACAAAAAAGCACGCACGCACACGUUUAAUUUCCUAUGGACCUUGGCUAAAACAUUCUUUGCAAUGUGGCUACUUUUCUAGAGAAACAUACCCUGUAAUCGAAUAACAGGCAACGCAAAAAUCACCAGCUUUACGUAACAUGGGGAGGUGUGAGUUCAGGCCCAUCUACACUGUAGACAGAAUUUCCCGGUUUAGCAGAACGGAACAAAGAAGUAUUUUGCAUAGGCACUUUAUAAGUUACAUUUGUCAGAAGACGUCAAUGUUAGAACAAGAAGAUAGCUGUUAACGUAAGGUUGUUAUGCAAUAAAGUUUAAAUCAUUUGCACUAUCAUUAAAUAUGUUCUAUUCUAAAAUCAAUUUAAUCCAGAGAUUACAAGACACACGUGUUUGAGAGAGAGAGAGAGAGAGAGAGAGAGAGAGAGAGAGAGAGAGAGAGA
This is a messenger RNA of Tachysurus fulvidraco (yellow catfish), 3662 nucleotides long. It is a transcript of the gene kcna4, whose product is annotated as potassium voltage-gated channel, shaker-related subfamily, member 4. Bases 1074 to 3080 code for a protein of 668 amino acids. Lineage: Eukaryota; Metazoa; Chordata; Actinopteri; Siluriformes; Bagridae. The record is from RefSeq and is a predicted model, not a curated record. Gene Ontology annotation, biological process: potassium ion transmembrane transport; protein homooligomerization. The transcript has 2 exons. Gene Ontology annotation, cellular component: voltage-gated potassium channel complex; membrane. Gene Ontology annotation, molecular function: delayed rectifier potassium channel activity; protein binding; potassium ion binding.